GUGUUUCUUUCUGUCAUGGAGAUUCUGGGCAGCACUUUUGACGAUUCUGUGUUCGAGGAAGCAAGAAACAGAGUUUCAGCUGCUCUUCCCGCAUACGAGCCCAAACUCUGCGAACCUCUGUGGUUUUGUGAUGAUGGCAAUUUCGAAGACCCAUUAGAAGAACAAAAAACCCUUAAGUUUCGAGGAGAUCUGGCCUACAGGAGGAAACAGUAUCAGGUGGCUCUGGAUGAGUAUGUAUCCUGCCUCUCUUUGGUACCUGCUGGAAACACAUCAGUGAAGAGAGAUGUGCUGGAAGGGAUCGCACGAUGCUGCUGUCACCUGGGCAAAAAAGAAGAGGCUCUAAAUGCCUGUGAGAAAUUGAGAACGGAAGUAUCCAACACCUGCCACCUCACCUGCAUCCUUCAGCUGGAGCUGAGUGUUCAUGAACACUAUAGAGAUCUGACAAACAGCAUCUCCAGCCUGCAGCAGCUGUGCUGUCUUCAUCCAUACCAUCCAUGGCACUGGCUGAAUCUAGCUAUGAGCUUUCAGAGGCUCCUGGAGUCUCACAGGGGUCCAGACAGAUCCAGCGCGGAGGAAGAACACGACAAGCAGCAGGGGACAAGUAACAUUUUACGAUUGAAGACUGUCAUGUGCUUGAUUAGAACAAGGUUGCUAAUUGAAAUCCUGCGGAUUCAGCAGUUCUCAUUCGUUCUGGAGAACAGCCAAAGGACCCUACAAGACAUUGAGGAGGCCCUAAAUGUUUUACAGCCAACAGAAAAAAUGCUUCAGACAGUCUCUGAGGUAAUGGCAGAAGACCUCAAUCCAGAGAAGAUGAGGGAGGAAAACCAAGAUGGAGAAAGUUUAUCAGGACUUUAUAUUAAAGACUUUGAUGAAAGGUGGUGGAACAAACUCCACAUUAAACUGCAGGAGGAGACGCCAGGUUUAUCCAUGCAUAGACCACUGGAGGAGACAUAUGAAUAAUAUGACUGUUGAUUGUACUUUUAGAAAUGAAUGUGUAUCUUUUAUUGGAGUUACAUGCUUUUACUGUUACAGAGCAGAAUAAAGUUAAAUGUUUUAAAAUAAAUAAAGU
Labeo rohita (rohu) is the source of this 1069-nucleotide messenger RNA. RefSeq lists its product as uncharacterized. Bases 16 to 960 code for a protein of 314 amino acids. The record is from RefSeq and is a predicted model, not a curated record. NCBI's taxonomy places the organism in Eukaryota, Metazoa, Chordata, Actinopteri, Cypriniformes, Cyprinidae. Gene Ontology annotation, molecular function: protein binding. The transcript has 6 exons.